AUUAUGUUUAUAUAUCCAAGGAACGACCCGGGCCCUUCAAGUCCCGACCUGGGCCCUUCAAGUCCCGACCUGGGCCCUUCAAGUGCCGACCCGGGCCCUGCAAGUCCCGACCCGGGCCCUGCAAGUCCCGACAUGGGCCCUUCAAGUGCCGACCCGGGCCCUGCAAGUCCCGACCCGGGCCCUGCAAGGAGGUUUAGGAAGUACAUGUACUUAGUAGAAGCACUGGAGUUGGAGUUAAGUUUAUAGAUGUAGAAGAGAGACAGGAGCCCCAUGUAAUUUUUCCAGGAAGACAAAAUUGUUUGAAUAGUUCAGAACCAGUUCCUGUAAACUUGCCAAUAUUUAUACAUGGUACAGGAAGAUGUGAAAAUGCAAUGCCUGAAGGUUUCCAACCCUUAGAUGUAGAUUAUCGGGAAGACGAGUCAACGGAUUUAUGCACAGAAAGUGAUUCAGAAGAGGAGGGGAUGGUACAACGGAAGCUUGAACUAGAGUCGGCGGAUUCAAGGGUGGAUGUUUGUGAAGAAACACAGGCCUCAGAACUGCAGGAUCACACACAGAGAGAACCAAAAAAUAAUGAACUUAUAACUAUUAUACCAGAAACACAAGAUUUUGAUAAUGUAGAAAACUUGGAGGAUGCAAGUACUAGCAGGAACAAUGAAUUAGAAAUGGAAGAAUAUUGUAAGUCAAAUUCAUCACAAGAAACUUAUUGUGAUGAAAUUGAUGGUAUACAAAACACUUUAUCUGAGGAGCUGUUCAACACAGGGUCACUUGUUGAAAGUGUAAUACCUCUCAAUAAGAAACAUACCAGUGUUGAGGUGUCUCAGGAGAAGGAUGGCAUGCAGGGUGAGCUCAGCAAAGAAAAUAGAAAACCUGAAGCUAAUAAACCAAGUACUGCAAUAACAAGUUCUGUAGAUUUGUUUUCAAAUAGCAUAGACGUUGAUAGGGGAGUUGUGGUGGAAAUAUCACACUCAAUAACCAGAAAUAAACCAAACCAAGUUGAUAGCCAGAAUUCAGAAGCUGAAGGUCAGCUUAAUUUUGCAAUACCUGUACCAGAAAAUAUAACAGAAGAUGAUAUCAAUCAAAUGCAGCAAUUGCAAGAUUGUGUUGCUCCUGAUUUAUAUUUAAACCCCUCACCCACAAAAAAUGAUGCAGAUAUUGCCAAACUGAAGCCCCCUAGCAAUAAGGAUUCUUUGACAGAACAGUCUCCAGCUCAGGCUGCCAAGAGUGUUGUUCAGUGGAUUAUUCCUGAUCCUUGCUUUAACCAAAAAAAUUUAACAGACAGUGAAUCUGGGGAAAGUACACGUAUUGAAGAAUAUGCCUCGCCCUUGAAAGAUGACAACACUGAGGCUCCCGUACAAAAAGACUUCAGAUGUAGAUAGUAGCCCUGAAGAAAGGCAAAUUUCAUAUAUGGCAGCUGGCCAGUCCAAAACCAAGCAUAGAUCAAUUCAAUACCCUAAAAGAGCCUUACAUGAACAGUAUUCAACAUCACCAGAAGAAAAAAAUCGCCAGCCCCGAAAACGGUUCUAACCAUUGAAAAAUAAGAAAAGAUCAAGAUUUGCUUGUGACAUGAGCUCACCGCCAAGUAAAAUAGUGAUCCAAAGGUCAAUACCAACAAAUCCUGAUGGGAAUCAUGUCCUUCAAGGAGCCUUAAGUGUGAAGCCUACCAGAACUACAAAGGUAAGACAUUUUCUGUAGUCUACUUUUAGUCAAGUAACUUUAAUAUGUGGCAGCUUUCUUGUGGUUGUUAUAAGUCAUCAGCCCCCUUUAAUGUACCCCAGGGUUGAUCUGAUAAUCCUUUUGGAUAUACGGAUUACUUUUCCCUACCACUGUACAAUCUGUCUCAUGAAGGGGACUUUGACAGCUGUUAUCCAAAAAUCUGAAAAGUCUCAUUAGAACUUUGAGUAACUAGUCAGCACUUAAAAUUAUUGAGGCUAUUGUGUGCUAAAUUUGGUUUCGGGUAGAAAAAAGUAUAGCUAUUUAAGCUUUGUCACUUCUGGGGUGAAUUCAUUCUCUGUAAGGUCCCUCUCACUGGGAGC
This is a messenger RNA of Homarus americanus (American lobster), 2033 nucleotides long. RefSeq lists its product as uncharacterized. The transcript is spliced from 2 exons. NCBI's taxonomy places the organism in Eukaryota, Metazoa, Arthropoda, Malacostraca, Decapoda, Nephropidae. The record is from RefSeq and is a predicted model, not a curated record. The coding region runs from base 372 to 1376 and encodes 334 amino acids.